Messenger RNA from Anguilla anguilla (European eel), 3101 nucleotides. RefSeq names its product fatty acid-binding protein 10-A, liver basic-like. Gene Ontology annotation, biological process: fatty acid transport. The transcript has 4 exons. Gene Ontology annotation, cellular component: nucleus; cytosol. Bases 2214 to 2594 code for a protein of 126 amino acids. Gene Ontology annotation, molecular function: fatty acid binding. The record is from RefSeq and is a predicted model, not a curated record. NCBI's taxonomy places the organism in Eukaryota, Metazoa, Chordata, Actinopteri, Anguilliformes, Anguillidae.
UCCUGGACCUUCUCACAGGAAAGCAAAUUGUCUGGUGCGAUUACAGCUUUCAUUUGACUGUAGCAGCUGGAAGACGGAGGAAACGGCCUGUAGGGAUUGGCAGGGCUCUGCCCCUCCUCAUUGGCUGCUGGUGCUGCUGCGCAGUUCGAGCUGCACAGUUUGAACUGCGCGUUUGUGCGUAAAGUCUGACUGCAGUGGGCUGGCCCCAGUGCAUGCACUGCUCCCUUCUGUGGCCUCAGCCUUCAGCUGCAUCCUUCUGUCGCUCUUAAUUGGCUUACGCCCUGUAGCUAUGAUGAUAAACUUGUACGCGGCAAUAAUAUAUAAAAUUCAAAUUUGGCAUGCUGGAAAAACUUGCUGUCUACCUGUCACUGCGUGAGAAGUGUUUAUAUGUUUUACUAAAUAUAUGAAAUGUGUUUAGAAGGAAGGUUUACCCAGGCAUUUUAGGUUUUAAAGUGGACUGGAGUGACCGUGUCUCAUUGACUGAGUCCACAGACCUCUCAAUGCACUGUCCUUUUUCUGUGUGUGAGGGUGGCAUUCAAGUUGAAGUUUUAAUGGGUGCCAGAUAGCUUUCGUUCAUGUGACUUGUCUGACCAGUACAUUGGCUUCAGAUUACUUCGACUUGAUCGACCUUAUCCAAUGUUUCAUUCUCUUAACUUAUAAAUUUAGCAGUAUCGAUUAGUCGGUCUCUGACCACUAGUAAAUAAUUGUUGGAUAUCAUCUGUGCAUAGCUUCUCUAGCAAACCCGCGGCAGCAUGCCACACUUUUAUGAUCAAAUAGGCAAGUUUUUACAAGUUUUACUCACUAAUCCAAUCCCCCCCCCCCAAACACACACACAAAACAAGACACCACACAGAAACGCACAAAAUCGUUUUUAACAAAUGUGAAGAAUGCACAUUAAGCUCUGGCCCCUCCCCCAAAGCAUUCAGCAAAGGCGUUAAUCUACCUAUGCACAACACCUCAGCCUUUACCCAUAAUCCUCAUUUUCUCCAACAAUCCUCUUCUUCCACAUGAAAAAGGGCCAUGCCUUCCUUAGUCCCCUCAGUCAGUGUGUCAUUUUGCACCUUGUGGAGACUGGCUGGUUUGAUUCAACCUGUUGCACUUUGUGAAAAUUUAUUUAAAGAGAAAAAAGAAAACUGGUACUUGAGGUUCCCAUUUCAUGUCAUUUCUUAAAGAUUGCUCAACUUAUUUCAACUAUGGCAAUAAUCUGAGCACAUCAGGAUGCUAUCUACAGCACAGCUAUAUUGUAUGGAAUGAAUCAAUGAAGAUACAAAUCCAGUAUUUUUGUAACUGUAAAGAGCAAGUAUUGUAGUACAGAAUAAAUAAUAAGAAGGUCCUCUGUGACAUUUAUUAAUGAAGAUGGGAUACUUAUCAAAGAUGAUUAAAAAAUGUGUAAAUUUCCUUUUCUGUAACAUGGCUCACAGUUUAUAGUCUUGUAUAUAAUCCUUGCUUAUGUAAUUAAAGAAGAGGUAUUGAACUCCUUGUAAGCUUUCAGAUGAUUUAAGGAAAAUAAAAAUCUAAUGCAAAUUGAAAAAGCUUCCUGUCUCUUUCUGGUUGAGGGAUCUGUGUGAAAAAGGCAUUUAAUCCCGUGUUUGCUGGGACGAGUCUUCUGAGAGUUAACGAGCAGCAAUGUAGAAACGUUUUUUUCUUAUCCUGAAGUAUGAUCUCAAACAAACAAUUUUAUGGCUAAUUCCAGGAAAUCACUUUUUUUUUUUUUACAGCUAAUCUGCUUUGGCCUCGUUUAUAUAAUUUACACAGAUUUCAUACAAGAUCUGAUCAUAAAUUUUCUAAAUGUGACGACAAAUUAUUUAUAUAAUGUUUGUACAUGUCCUCUUGGGGCAUUCUAUCUAUAAAUCACAAAUGACCAUGAAAUUUUGCGCACCUUAAUUGCUCUGCCCUGUGAACAGCUUUAGGACAAGUUGUUCAGCAAUUACUUUACCUAGAGCCUAGGCCACCAAAGGUAAUUUUUGGGCGUCUCCAAACCAUUGGCACCUUCCGAUACUUCUUCCUGGAAAUGAAUGCUGCCGCUGGGGCCCUGGGCAAGAAGGCGGGGCCCUAGGUGCAGUGCCUGAUCUGCCUAAUGGGAGGAAUGGCUCUGCGUGUGCCUCUAUAAGUACCACAGCAAGGCCAGGGCACCUCUCCAAUCGGAGCUGAGCUUCUCCCUCCAGCAUCGGCCAUUUUAAGGCAAAGGAGGGACUGUUACCGCUGCGGUGAAGAUGGCUUUCAAUGGAACAUGGGAGGAGUAUGAAGAGGUGAACUAUGAGGAGUUCCUCAGGGCUAUAUCAAUGCCAGAGGAUGCCAUCCAGAUAGCCAAAGAUGAGAAGACCAUUACGGAUAUCCAACAGAAUGGCGAUGACUUUGUGACCACUACCAAGACCCCCACACAGACCGUCUCCAACUCCUACACCAUCGGCAAGGAGGCAGACAUGAACAUUAACGAACGUGACAAGAUGAAGUGCUCAGUCCGGAUGGAGGGAGGGAAGCUCAUCUGUCAGUCAGAAAUGUUCACUCACGUCCGGGAGAUCCAGGGAGACGAUAUGGUUGAGACAGUCACGGUAGGCUCAGCCUCUUUCUCCAGGAAGAGCAGGAAGAUCUGACAUCACGCACACAGUAGAUGGAGGGGCCUGACCGCUGGGGAGAUGGCAUUGGCUUCCUCUGAUUCCACCCUAUGCCAGCUGCAGUCUGUGAUGUGAAGAGAAGCAGCUGGAGCCAGUGUGUGUUUCUGUGAGGUUCACACAUGAAUGUAGCUGCGAUUGCAGAUAAUUGGACAUUCCAAAUUAGGGCAGAAAAUAAAGUUUUGUCAUUUGACUGACAGAAAAUAAUGACUGUGUGCUUUGUAUUUUUUUUUUUUUUUUAACCAAAAAAGCCCCACAGCAAAACUACCAGAGUUAAAAGGCAGUUACGUUGAGAUAAGUAUGUGUAAUGAGGUGUUUAAGAGCACUGUUCAAAAUAAUAAGCUAACAUUUGCGAACAGCCACCAGCCAUGAUAAAUCAGAUAUAGCAGGUCAUACGCAUAAAUUUCCACUCUCUCCUUUCAUAUUUUGCGGCCUAAAAUCAAAACAACAUAAAAUCCAUAUGCCCAAUCCAAACACGCAAAUGUUAGG